ACAACAAUAGUAACAUGUGAAUUAUUAUAGCAGAAAUGCGCGAGAUGUUUUACUGAAAAUAUCAGUUGUUUUCAAGUCGUCGUCGUCGGAUGUGUGCCAGCGGAAUAAAUACAGAGCUGUUCUUUUUAGAAAACUCAGCGCUUUCGAUUUACUCAAUUCGCUCAAUUAUACCAGCUGUCAUCAGCAUUGUGCUUAAGUGAAAUUAGUGGUAGCGGUAAUCAAAACAAAAAGCGUAUAAACACUGAUAAACAUAUAAGCGGUCAUUUGACAUACAUACAUACACAUAAUAAAAUAAGUGCAGUGCAGCAAUCCGGUUUAGCGCAGAAAUCAUACAAAAAUGUCGGCUAGUGUGGAGAGCGCCAUCUAUAUGUCACAUUUGGAGCUACGCUCGGACCAUAAGCUUUAUUCACGUUUACGCGAGCUUUACGAUUUCUAUCGCAAUCAGUUCGGUGAUGAACCGGAGUUCUUUGUCCGCAUGCCUGGACGCGUCAACAUAAUCGGCGAGCAUGUGGACUAUUGUGGCUACCCCGUCUUACCAAUGGCAAUUGAUCAGUGCAUUCUGUUGGCGGUCGGACACAAUGCGGAAAACUCAUUUCUACAACUGCGUAACGUGGAAACAAAGCGUUAUGAGAACUUUAAAUGCGAUUUGAACGCGCUCAGCAUUGACUUGCCGCAAACUGGUGGACCGAAAUGGUAUAAUUACUAUCUGUGCGGUGUGAAGGGCAUCUACGAGCAAAUCCAACAGGAGAACAACAAUGAACCGCUACGGCCCAUCGGCAUGAAUAUCGCGUUGAGUGGCAACAUACCGCCCGCUUCCGGUUUGAGCAGCUCCAGCGCGCUGGUGAGUGCCGCUGUGUUGGCUACUGCCUACGUGCACCAGCUGCCCUUGGAACGCAAACAGUUGGCCGCCAUAUCGGCGCGUUGCGAACGCUACAUUGGCACACAGGGUGGCGGCAUGGAUCAGGCCAUCGCCUACCUGGCCAAAGCUGGUUGCGCACAAUUCAUUGAAUUCCAUCCCGAGCUGAAUGCCACACCCAUACAGCUACCGGCUGGUGUGUGCUUUAUUGUGGCCAACAGUUUGGCGGCAAAGAACAAAGCGGCCUCGUCGGAUUUCAAUGAACGCGUAGUGGAAUGCCGGCUGGCUGCGCGCAUUAUUGCCAAGCAUAUGCAGUUCAGCAACUGGCGUGGCAUGCUACGCUUUGUGCAGUUGCAAGAGGCGCUGCACUGCACGCUCGGCGAACUGGAAAAACUAGUGUUGAAAUGGCUGCCAAAGGAUAUUUACACGCGCGAAGAGCUGUGUACGCGCGAGUUGGAGGUCGGCGCUGAGGAAUUCGAGAGGGAAUUUCUCACAGUCAACACGCGGCACAUGACACAAUUCAAGCUGAAACAACGCGCCCUACAUGUCAUACAAGAGUCACUGCGUGUGGCGAAAUUUCGCGAAAUAUGCGAGCGCCAACACACCAACAAACCGCAUUACAUCUGCAAUGGCGUGAACGGAAAGUCAAAUGGCAACGGCAUUAAUGAUGCCACAAAGCACUUUACGCUGCUGUCACAAUUGAUGCGUCAAUCACACCAAAGUCUUAAGGAGCUCUACGAGUGCUCGCACACCUAUCUGGAUCGUUUGAUUGGCUUAUCCGAUGAGGCGGGUGUGGGCGCUAGGCUCACCGGUGCAGGUUGGGGUGGCUGCGUUGUCGCCUGCUGUGACUCUCUGGAAUCGUCAAAGCAAUACAUAGAAAUGCUUAAAGCCCAGUACUUUAAGCUGCUGCCACAGGAGUUACUCGAGCGGUAUGGUGCUAAUGAUUUCGAUGAUGUGGUGUUCGCGACAUUUCCGGGAAACGGCGCAGAAAUCUUUAAACUCAAUUGUGCGGCUUGUUAAUUGGCAAGCGCGUGGGUUUCUAUUGGAGACAAUUGCCAAAUCUUGCUAGUAAAAUAUAUAUGUAUAUACACAAGUUUUUUAUAUAAUCUUCUCUCAUGUAGGGUGAACAACUAAAAGUUUAAUAAAUCGUACCCAAAUCUUUAUUUCUACUUUACAAGAAAUAAUCAAAUGCAUUUUUUAUACAUAAGUAUGUUUAAACAGUAUUGAACUUAAUAGAAGAAAGGAUGUACAUAUAUUGUUAAACAAUUGAAUAAACUUAUUCGAAAGUCAAUGACAGUA
Zeugodacus cucurbitae (melon fly) is the source of this 2155-nucleotide messenger RNA. It is a transcript of the gene Galk, whose product is annotated as N-acetylgalactosamine kinase. Lineage: Eukaryota; Metazoa; Arthropoda; Insecta; Diptera; Tephritidae. Gene Ontology annotation, molecular function: ATP binding; galactokinase activity. The transcript is spliced from 6 exons. Gene Ontology annotation, biological process: carbohydrate phosphorylation; galactose metabolic process. The record is from RefSeq and is a predicted model, not a curated record. Gene Ontology annotation, cellular component: cytoplasm; cytosol. The coding region runs from base 338 to 1876 and encodes 512 amino acids.